AUUGCAACUCCAAAGACUUUUAAUCUCCACCAAGAUUAUGGUGUUGCUAAUUUUAAUGAUCCGCUAUCUAAAGUUUCACAAUUUGAAGUUUUGAAAAUUGAAACAUAUAGAAACUUCAAAGCUAGACAUGCUGCCAAACUUGAAAUUCCAACUGAACAAAUAAGAUUUUGGGUAUUUACGCAAAUUUAUAUUACGCCAAUUACAGACUAUUAUGCUAAUUUUUCAAUGGGUAGAGUUUACCAGAGAAUGGGUCUGAGACAAAAUGAAAUGAAUUUGUAUUUGGAAAUUGCACACAAACCAAUUAAUGGCCAGACAUGGUUCCCGCCAACAGUGAGAAAUCCUUACGUAAUGAUUUUUGUCAAGUAUUUUGACCCUAAUACAAAAUAUUUAGAAGGACUUGGUCAUAUAUAUAUACAAAAGCCAUAUGAAGUUGAUGACAUUAUUCCAAUUCUAUGCGAGAAAAAAGAAUUUCCACCACAUACACCAUUACGAGUAUACAAAGAAAAAAACAGAACAAGCAUGAUUGAAGUAACAAAUGAUCUAAAAGAUGGUGAUAUAAUUUGUUUUCAAAAGGAAUUCGUAGAAAUAAAUCAGACAGGUGAUAUUCCUACAUUCUAUAAGUCAUUAUCCACACGGAUCAUCGUUCAAUUCUGGCCAAAAUUUAAAGAUGAAAAACAAAAACCUAAAUUUAAGUUAGCCCUAGACAAGGAUUAUGCAUACGAUGUUGUUGCUAGCCACGUUGCUGCAUAUCUAAAUAUAGAUCCUUUGAAAUUACGUUUUACGUCAGCUGAUGUAACAUUCGGCACACCUAGAACUAUCAUCAAAAGAAGAAAUUAUCUAAAAUUAAGGUCGAUGCUUCCGGUACGCUAUCGAUCUCUACCCACGGCAAAUCUUAUAUAUUAUGAGAUAUUAGAUUUUAGCAUUGUCGAAUUAGAAAAUAUGAUGCACUUUAAAGUGUACUGGCUAGGAACGACUUUAAAGGAAAUUGAAGCGAUUAAUGUCCUUCUUCCAAAGAAAGCUAUAAUCGAUGAUUUUUUAGAAGACAUUUUACGAAAACUUUCAUUGCCAGGACCCACCAAUAAAAUUAGGUUAUUUGAAAUUACGAAUUGCAAGAUUUUAAAAGAAUAUAAUAAACUUAACAGUCCAAUAGAUAAAAUACCGGAAAAUGCGACAUUAUAUGCAGAGGAAAUACCUCAAGGGGAAAUUGGGAAAAAGCGCAAUGAUAAAGUUGUCCAAGUAUAUCAUUUUACCAAGAAUCCUUCAUACACACACGGAAUCCCAUUCAAAUUUGUUGUUAAAGCUGGCGAGCUUUUUUCAGCGACCAAGUUGCGCCUUCAAGCACGUUUAGGAAUGGAUGAAAAUGAUUUUGCUGAAGUAAAAUUUGCGAUUGUACAAGAAGUGCCACAUACAAAACCUAAAUACAUAGUUCAUAAUC
Molecule: messenger RNA, 1435 nt
Organism: Racocetra persica
Lineage: Eukaryota; Fungi; Glomeromycota; Glomeromycetes; Diversisporales; Gigasporaceae
Source: the annotation of a GenBank genome assembly